UUCAUCAGAGUUUAGUGCUACACUGUUGCUCAGAAAGAUGGAUGAAAAUGGGAGCACAGAAUUUCUUGAUCUUGAAACCCAUUUGCUUUCAAAGUCCCUACUGAGGGAUUUGAAGAUUAAAUUGAUCAAUGGAGAGAAAUGGGAGGAAGUGAUUACAGAGGUAAAGAAGCAGAUGGGGUUGGCAGGUCCUAUGGUUUUGGUCAGUUUUCUGCAAUAUAGUUUGCAGCUGAUAUCAAUAAUGUUCAUUGGUCAUCUUGGAGAGCUUCAACUCUCUGGUGCUUCAAUGGCUCUCUCUUUUGCUGGAGUUACUGGCUUUAGUCUCUUGUUGGGAAUGGGCAGUGCAUUAGAGACAUUAUGUGGACAAGCAUAUGGAGGAAAACAAUAUGAAAUGCUUGGGAUUCAUAUGCAAAGAGCCAUGGUUGUUCUUUCACUUAUCUGUAUUCCCAUAGCCCUUUUGUGGGCUUCCAUUGAACAAAUCUUGACCAUUCUUAAACAGGAUCCUCUGAUCUCAGAGCAAGCUGGGAUUUAUGGCAAAUGGCUAAUCCCCAGCAUUAUUCCCUAUGGUCUUCUUCAGUGUCAAUUUAGAUUCUUACAGACUCAACAUCUCACUUCUCCAUUGUUGCUUUCCACUGCAGUUUCAAGUUUCAUUCAUCUUUUGAUUUGUUGGGGUUUGGUUUUUGGUUUUGAAUUUGGCAUUAAAGGAGCUGCUUUCUCAACUGCCAUUACUUAUUGGAUCAAUGUCUUCAUUUUGGCUUUCUAUAUCAACUUAUCUCCUCAUUGCCAAAAGACUUGGACUGGAUUUUCCAUUCAUGGAUUCAAGAAUUUGAUUGCCUUCUUGGCUUUGGCUGUCCCUUCUUCUCUCAUGGUUUGCUUGGAGUUCUGGUCGUAUGAGUUUUUAGUUCUCAUGUCGGGGCUUCUUCCCAAUCCUGAGCUAGAAACAUCGAUGCUAUCAAUCAGCCUUAGCACAAGUUCGCUGGUUUUUAGAAUCGCUUAUGGUCUCGGCAGUGCUGUGAGCACAAGAGUAUCAAAUGAGUUAGGGGCAGGAAGGGCAUUGGCAGCUGAGUUAGCAGUAAAGGUAGUGGUGGUUUUGGGGUUAGCAGAAGGAAUUGCAAUAGGAGUUGUACUAAUUUCAGUAAGAAACAUAUGGGGUUUGGUGUUCACAAAUGAGGUACAAGUUGUUAAUUACUUGAGUGCAAUCAUGCCAAUACUCGCCAUCUCCAACUUCAUGGACGCCAUCCAAGGCGUCCUCUCAGGGACAGCCAGAGGAUGUGGAUGGCAGAAGAUUGGAGCAUUGGUCAAUCUUGGAGCUUAUUACUUACUUGGGUUGCCUUGUGCCAUUACCUUCACUUUUUUGCUUCAUUUUGGUGGCAAGGGACUGUGGAUGGGAAUCACAUGUGGAAGUUGUCUACAAUCCAUACUGCUUUUGCUCAUUACUUUUAAUACAAACUGGGAGGACCAGGCAAGCAAAGCAAAGCAAAGAAUGAUGUAUGGUUCAAGUCUUCCUACAAGUACAACAACCCUUUUACAAUAAACUAAUAAAUAAAUAAAUAAAUAAUUCUUGCAACCAUGGAGAAAAUCCCCCCA
Messenger RNA from Benincasa hispida (wax gourd), 1584 nucleotides. Its product is annotated as protein DETOXIFICATION 16-like. Gene Ontology annotation, molecular function: antiporter activity; xenobiotic transmembrane transporter activity. The record is from RefSeq and is a predicted model, not a curated record. Gene Ontology annotation, cellular component: membrane. Gene Ontology annotation, biological process: xenobiotic detoxification by transmembrane export across the plasma membrane. Lineage: Eukaryota; Viridiplantae; Streptophyta; Magnoliopsida; Cucurbitales; Cucurbitaceae.